AUGCCGAGCUCAUCCUCGCCCAUCGAAAUCGCCACGAGCCGGCAGAACUCGAGUUCGCCGCGCAACCAAACCUCCAACCUCACCUCGCAGCUGCAGCAGGAAACCACCCAGCGCAAUAACGGCUCCAUGGCCGCUCCUCCCCUCAACGGACAUUCAGACGCCAAGGGCAGGCAGGAAUCGGUCAGUAUGCUCGGGACCACGCCGUAUGGCGCACGACAGAUCCCCGCGGCGGCUGGCGGUCGUCGUGAGAGCAGCUACAACCUAUCCAACAGCCUGGUUGGUGGUAUGAGCUGGGGAGGAAUCUCCAUGGGCAGUUUUAUCAAAGACGAUAUCCUCAUGGCCGGCACGUCACCUUGCAACUUCCAAUCACCAUCAUUCCACUCAUCAUCAUAUCUGCCAAAGAUGGAGGCAAAUUACAUGAGAGACUAUGUCUGCUGCGACAUCCACCUCGACUCGAUGCACGAGCUGCUCCAACACUACGAAGAGGCGCAUGCGGCGCAACCGACACAAACGAUGGGUCGUACACCCAAAGAUCAGCAAUACCCCAGCAGCCGAGCCGCAAACGCAACAAGCACUGCACAGGCCGUUCAACAACAAGCGCAGACACAUCUGCCACAACCACCGAACAUGCCACAGAACCCGAACUAUCCUAUCAACGCCCAAUCACCAUUAUUCAGCGGUCAAAGCAACGACCAGAUCGGCACAUUUGACAACCUCGAUGACAUGGACAUGGACGAAGGGACACCGGCACCUCAGAUGCAUCAGUCUCAAGGCUCGCAGUUCCAGCCGCAGCCACAGUUUGGUCGCCAGCAGCCACGAGGUCCGUCAGUCAAUGUCAACCUCGCAAAUGCCUUCCAAGGCCAAGGUCUAAACUCUGCAACCCCUACCACCCCCCAUGCUAAUCCUCAAGGCAUGGGCUUCUCCAGCAACCCCACAGUCUCAUCGGUCAACACCCCCACUCUAUCAACGCAAACGACAUCACAGUACACUGGCACGCCAGAUCCGUCACAACCCAGCACACCUGCCGAGCUCGAUCCUGAUUUCCUCGCUCAAAUGAACAACCUCACAAAUGUCGAUUACGCGCAGCUCGUGCCCGGUAACAUGGACUUUGGCAGUUUCAAUACGGGCAACAUGAACAAUGGUGGGUCUGCGACAAUUGACAACCCUGAGAAGCGGCUGCUGAGCAAACAAGGCUACGGAAACAAGGGCUUGCCCAAUCCUGCAUUCACCAACGCAGCGAACAGCGAGCUAUCCAAACGAGUCCGUGAAAACCAAUUGCUCAACGGCUUGGCUGGCGUCGGCGGUUUCGUUGGCGAAGAGAUCAAGCCUUUCAAGUGCCCGGUCAUCGGCUGUGAGAAAGCAUACAAGAACCAGAACGGCCUCAAAUACCACAAGCAGCAUGGUCACCAGAACCAGCAGCUCAAGGAGAACCCAGACGGAACAUUCUCCAUCGUGGACCCUGCGACAAGUAUUCCAUACCCUGGCACCGUCGGCAUGGAGAAGGAGAAGCCAUAUCGAUGCGAGGUUUGUGGCAAGCGAUACAAGAAUCUCAACGGCUUGAAGUACCACCGCCAACACAGCCCGCCCUGCAAUCCAGAACUCAGGAAUAACAUCGCCAAUAUGCCUGGAUUGCCGAACAACCUCCAAAACAUGAGCGCCAAUGUUGCCGGCGUGCCGAUGUCCAUGAGCGAAGGUAUGGGCUACUGA
Zasmidium cellare ATCC 36951 is the source of this 1707-nucleotide messenger RNA. RefSeq lists its product as uncharacterized. Bases 1 to 1707 code for a protein of 568 amino acids. The record is from RefSeq and is a predicted model, not a curated record. Gene Ontology annotation, cellular component: nucleus. NCBI's taxonomy places the organism in Eukaryota, Fungi, Ascomycota, Dothideomycetes, Mycosphaerellales, Mycosphaerellaceae. The transcript has 2 exons.